Molecule: messenger RNA, 1838 nt
Organism: Drosophila innubila
Lineage: Eukaryota; Metazoa; Arthropoda; Insecta; Diptera; Drosophilidae
Gene: Pur-alpha
Product: transcriptional activator protein Pur-beta
Exons: 9
Coding region: 289-1128 (279 amino acids)
Biological process (GO): regulation of transcription by RNA polymerase II
Cellular component (GO): nucleus
Molecular function (GO): purine-rich negative regulatory element binding; RNA polymerase II transcription regulatory region sequence-specific DNA binding; DNA-binding transcription factor activity, RNA polymerase II-specific
Source: RefSeq, a predicted model, not a curated record
UAGAUUCAGUGUAAAAUGUGAACCCUAAAUUAUACUCUAUGUCGCUAUCGAAAUCGAUAUCGAAAUGGUCACCACAUGUGUCAUCUCAAUCUGAGCGUCGUCGUAAAACCUGUGUAUGUGUGUGUGCAAAAGUGCAGAGCUGUGCUCCCGCUAAAACGCUUGGCUAACUUUUGGUAGUUGGUGCAGAAGAGGUGAGAGGCAAGUGGACGAUAGCUAUAACGAUAACGGAUAAGAGAUUUGCGCUUUCAAGCUUAAGCUACCAAUACCGAUUAGGGAUAGCAUUCCGUAAUGUCUGAUCUCGGAAGUGGAGACGAAGGUAUCUCAGGAUCAAAAUACAAUGCGAGCAAUAUGGAAGGUUCUUUGAGCAGGAACGAUUUUGAGUCAUCUGGCAAAGCUGGCAGUGCAGUUGAACAGGAAUUGGCUACAAAAAUGCUUCAAAUUCAGUCAAAACGAUUUUACUUGGAUGUUAAGCAAAAUCGCCGUGGAAGAUUCAUUAAAGUGGCCGAGAUUGGAGCUGAUGGCAGAAGAAGUCAAAUAUACUUGGCACUAUCGACAGCUGCUGAGUUUCGCGAUCAUCUAUCGGCAUUCAGUGACUAUUAUGCUUCUUUAGCUGGUCAAAAUGCAGGGCCACCAAAUACUGAUAAUUUGCCAGAGGAUGGUAAAUUAAAGUCCGAGAUGAUGAUCAAGGAUAAUCGAAGAUACUAUUUGGACUUGAAGGAGAAUGCUCGUGGAAGAUUUCUUCGUGUAUCACAAACAAUCACAAGAGGUGGCCCAAGAUCUCAAAUUGCAUUACCAGCUCAAGGAAUGAUUGAAUUUCGCGACGCGCUGACAGAUUUAUUGGAAGAAUUCGGAGCCAAUGACGGGGGUUUUAAAGGCGAUUUACCCGAAGAACGUCAUAUGAAGGUGGAUAAUAAAAACUUUUAUUUCGAUAUUGGUCAAAAUAAUCGUGGUGUUUAUAUGCGAAUAAGUGAGGUUAAAAAUAACUUUCGCACUUCAAUAACUAUUCCGGAGAAGUGCUGGAUACGAUUUCGUGAUAUUUUUAACGAUUAUUGCGACAAAAUGAAAAAAUCGUCCGAUUCAAUCACUGCCGAUAAUAAUCUACCGACAACAACAAAUAGUCUUAAAUAAUUGGCAAGAAUAACAUAGUUAACAGCUGGCUAUCAAAGAUGCAAUGAACAAAAAAACAAAUUCAAAAAGCGGUUUUCAAUUUUCAAAUUGAACAACUGAGCUAAUUGUAUAAGGGAUGAGUGCUUUAAAUUAUUGAUUUUAGCUCUGAGUCCAAAUCUAUGUAUUGUAUGACGGUUUGUAAAUAUUAUGUCUAACUGCUUAUAAGAUUGCAUAUGUGAUGAUUUUAAUUUUUCGAUUUAUUUUCUUUUUUUUACUUCACAUUACUUAUUUUCUUCGAUAUGGCAUCGUGGUGUUAUGAGAGCGUUUACUAAAAAGGCUUUUAAAUUCAUUUGAUUUAUCUAGCAUUUAGCAAAUUCAAGCGUACAUACAUAAAUAGAUGUGUAUGUAUUUUAGUAAACUUUAAAUUAAUUGUUUGCAUAAUAUAAUUAAUUGAAUAUACUUAAUCGUUAUAGCAUUACAAUCACAUAAAUCAACAAACACACACAAAUACAUAUACAAAUAAUUAAGAUGCACGAAAGCGAUGAUUAAUUGUUUUCGAUUGUUUUUAAAUAAAUGAAUUAAAUUGAGGUGUUGCAACAGUUUGAGAAUAUGUAUGUAUAUAAUAUUUAUAAAUGUAAACCACUUUGUGUCCCGCUUUUCACACAGUUGACAAAUUGUUAUUUCAGUGGCAUUAAAAGUUGAAUAUGCAAUAUGUGGAUAGACAAGUUAGU